AUGGAAUCACAAACCACCGUUCUCACGAGAGUUGAUGGCUCAGCAGACCUGGUGCACGGUGAAACGAGAGCCAUAGUAUCUGUUUCUGGGCCUAUUGAGCCCAAGGCGAGACAAGAGUUACCGGCAGCAGCAGCAUUGGAGGUGAUUGUGCGUGCUGAUGUUGGUGUAGCUGACACCAGGGAGAAGCUACUGGAGAACAAGCUACGCUCUGUGCUGUCACAGACGAUACUGACGACGUCGUAUCCAAGACAGCUGAUUCAGAUCGUCGCUCAGGUGCUGGAAAGUGGUGAAGAUGAACGAUACACGUGUAAAGAGGCUGCGUCCAUCAUCAACGGCUCCUAUUUGGCCCUGAUAGACGCAGGAGUUGCUCUCCAGUGCUCCUUCGCUGCUGAGUCCUUUGCCAUUGCUCAGGACGGUGAAGUGAUUACCAAUCCUACUCCGCUUGACCUGAGACAGUCAAAGAGCUCACAUGUUGUCUGCUAUUCGAUAAGGGAUGCUAAGGUAGACUCGCUGCUGUUCAGCGAUAGCAUUGGCUCGUUUACGGAGACACAGCUCUACAGUGUGUUGGCCAGAGGCACUGAGUCCGUGGAGGCCCAUCACAGACACUUCAGAUCCACGAUUGAGGCAAAGAUCUCGAAGGACUUCGUGUGGAAGCUACAAUAGCCACU
This is a messenger RNA of Williopsis jadinii, 668 nucleotides long. It is a transcript of the gene RRP46, whose product is annotated as exosome non-catalytic core subunit RRP46. NCBI's taxonomy places the organism in Eukaryota, Fungi, Ascomycota, Saccharomycetes, Phaffomycetales, Wickerhamomycetaceae. The record is from RefSeq and is a predicted model, not a curated record. Gene Ontology annotation, cellular component: nuclear exosome (RNase complex); nucleolus; cytoplasmic exosome (RNase complex). Gene Ontology annotation, biological process: nuclear mRNA surveillance; poly(A)-dependent snoRNA 3'-end processing; rRNA catabolic process. Bases 1 to 663 code for a protein of 220 amino acids. The transcript has a single exon.